Messenger RNA from Arachis stenosperma, 2680 nucleotides. Its product is annotated as auxin response factor 1. Gene Ontology annotation, cellular component: nucleus. Gene Ontology annotation, biological process: response to hormone; regulation of DNA-templated transcription. The transcript is spliced from 14 exons. The record is from RefSeq and is a predicted model, not a curated record. The coding region runs from base 201 to 2213 and encodes 670 amino acids. Gene Ontology annotation, molecular function: protein binding; DNA binding. NCBI's taxonomy places the organism in Eukaryota, Viridiplantae, Streptophyta, Magnoliopsida, Fabales, Fabaceae.
UAGGUGAAAGAAUCGAGGCAGUAGCAGCAGCGAAAGGGAACAGAGUGGGUCUUGUCGGCUUCAACCAAACACGACCUUAUCAGCGAUCUAAUUCGAUCUACGCUCUUCUGCUCUUCUUUCCCCCCCUUCCUUUCCCAAACCCUAGCCUACUCUCAAUUCAACUUGCAAACUAGCACAUCACUUACGAACUUCUUCAACAUAUGGCUUCAAAUCAGAUUCAGUCAUCUACUACAAUUCAUGCAGGGGCAACCAAUGAUGCUUUAUACAAGGAACUGUGGCAUGCCUGUGCUGGACCUCUUGUCACUCUUCCUCGUGAAGGGGAAAGGGUUUAUUACUUUCCACAAGGUCAUAUGGAACAGCUCGAGGCAUCUAUGAAUCAAGGUUUAGAGCAGCAAAUGCCUUCCUUUAAUCUUCCAUCUAAGAUACUAUGUAAAGUGGUCAAUGUUCAUCUUCGGGCUGAACCUGAAACCGAUGAAGUAUAUGCACAGAUAACUUUGCUUCCUGAAGCAGAUCAAAGUGAGGUGGUAAGCCCUGAUGAUCCUCUGCCUGAGCCACCAAGGUGUACAGUCCAUUCAUUUUGCAAGACACUUACUGCUUCUGACACCAGCACCCAUGGAGGUUUCUCUGUUCUUCGAAGACAUGCGGAUGAUUGUCUGCCACCACUGGAUAUGUCUCAGCAGCCACCAUGGCAAGAAUUGGUUGCAACUGAUUUGCAUGGGAAUGAAUGGCAUUUUCGGCAUAUUUUUCGAGGGCAACCAAGACGCCACUUACUGACAACUGGUUGGAGUGUCUUCGUCAGUUCCAAAAAAUUAGUGGCUGGUGAUGCAUUUAUAUUCUUAAGGGGUGAAAAUGGAGAGCUCCGAGUAGGAGUUAGGAGGCUCAUGAGACAGCAAAACAACAUGCCAUCUUCGGUUAUAUCCAGUCACAGCAUGCAUCUCGGUGUUCUGGCUACUGCAUCUCACGCCAUUGCCACCGGAACACUGUUUUCAGUAUUUUACAAACCCAGAACAAGCCGGUCGGAGUUUAUUGUGAGUAUCAAUAAAUAUCUUGAAGCUCGAAAUCAUAAACUCUCAGUUGGUAUGAGAUUCAAAAUGAGAUUUGAAGGUGAUGAGGUUCCUGAAAGAAGGUUCAGUGGGACAAUUGUUGGCGUUGGAGAUAGCACAUCAUCAGUUUGGGCUGAUUCUGAGUGGCGAUCGUUGAAGGUUCAAUGGGAUGAACCAUCGUCAAUUUUGCGUCCUGAUAGAGUUUCUCCAUGGGAAUUGGAGCCACUUGUAUCUACCACCGCAGCAAACUCCCAGCCAGCCCAAAGAACAAAGAGAUCGCGGCCUCCCAUCCUGCCUUCACCAAUGCCUGAUUCAUCAAUGCAAGGUGUAUGGAAACCACCAGUUGAAUCUCCAUCUUUCUCCUAUCGCGAACAUGGCCGAGACCUCUAUCCAUCACCUAAAUUCAAUUCUAAUGCAGCCAAAUUUCUUGGUUUUGGCGGGAAUAUCUCUGCACCCAACAAGUCCAUAUAUUGGUCGAAUAGGAUGGAAAACUCUACAGAAUCAUUUUCACCUAUAGCACUUAAAGAAUCUGCUGAAAAGAGACAAGGCACUGGAAAUGGCUGUAGACUCUUUGGAAUUCAGUUACUUGACAAUGCUCAUGCAGAAGAAAGUUUGCCAACUGUCACCUUGUCAGUAAGGGUAGGUGAUGAUAGGUCUGUUCCAUCUUUGGAUGGUGAGUCUGAUCAGCAGUCUGAACCAUCAAAUGUUAAUCAAUCGGAUAUUCCUUCUGCAAGUUGUGAUGCUGAAAAAUCAUGCCUGCGGUCUCCCCAGGAGUCACAAAGCAGGCAAAUAAGAAGCUGCACAAAGGUUCACAUGCAAGGUAUGGCUGUUGGAAGGGCUGUGGAUUUGACAAGGUUUGAUGGAUAUGAGGAUCUGCUUUGGAAAUUGGAAGAGAUGUUUGACAUCAAGGGUGAGCUCUGUGGAUCUGAAAAGAAGUGGCAGGUUGUCUACACUGAUAAUGAAGAUGACAUGAUGAUGGUUGGAGAUGAUCCAUGGCUUGAGUUCUGUAGUGUCGUGAGGAAAAUUUUCAUCUACACAGUAGAAGAGGUGAAGAAACUUUCACCGAAAAUUGGACUUCCAAUUAAUGAAGUGGUUAAACCAAGCAAACUGGAUGCUGAAGCAGGUGUGAAUCCAGAGGAUCAGUCAUCCGUUGUGGGGCCUGGUUGCUAGUACUUCUAGUAGAAAAGCAAAACUCGUCGCCAUAUUACAAUAAACAUCAGAAUGGAAGUGUAACGCGAGAGAAAUUAGAUGAACUUGACAAGCACUUCAUCAUGGACUAUAGGAGCCACUACUGGUUUACUCUCUGUUUAUCCCAAGCGGCAUGGCAGCAUCAACACUUCCAAGCAGAAGACUGGUUUGAUACUAUGCUGUUUGAUCUGCCUGGAAAGAUAGGCUUCUGUUAUUUUGGGCACUAUGCUUCUUCCAAUGGUUCAUGUUCCUAGCUUAUUCAGUUUUGAAUGCUCCCCGAGCAUUAAGAAAUCAGUCUGUGAUCGAGUAUCUUAAUACACAUGCUUUGGUUUUCUUUUCUGCUUCUUGAGUAGUUAUCUCGAUGUAUUGUAUGUCAUUUCUGUAUAUAACCUUCUGUAAUCUUUGAAUACUAUUUAAUGUAUGUAUAACAAGCCAAAUUUUCAUUUGAA